AUGUCAGAUUCUCAGUCCCGCAAACGCUCGAGGUCCGCUGAUGGCGCGAAAUCCGAUAGCGAGUCAUCUGACGAUGAUUUUGGGCCGGCUUUGCCAUCGUCAGUCCCCCCGAAAAAGAAACGCAAGCUCCCAUAUGAAUCUCUGUACGUGGAUGCCUUACCGAAAAGUCUGAGGUAUUCCAAGUCAUUGAUGCACAAGGAUCAGCUGUUGGCCGUGUCAAUUGCUCCGUCGCCUGCUGAUUUCGUUAUUACCACUUCGGUCGAUGGGGUAGUCAAAUUCUGGAAGAAAGUUGCAACGGGGAUCGAGUUCGCCAAAGAGUACCGGGCACAUGAAGGACGCAUAGUGGGCUCCUCAGUCAGCGUCGAUGGCGCUUUCUUCGCCACAGCCGGGGAUGAGGACGACAGCACCAUCAAGAUUUUCGACGUCGUUACCUUCGAUCUACUUUCGAUUUUAAGCCUUGAGAGUCCAGCUUCUUGUAUAUGUUGGGUGCAUCGGAGAGGAGCUUCGCCAAUACUAGCUGUCGCUCUAGGCAAGGAGAUACAAAUUUACGAUGACCCCGGCAACUCACAGACGCCGGUGCAAACUUUGUCUUCCCUCCACAGAGCCCCGGUUGUGGCUAUGGCGUACAACCCAGCCUUUGACUGCGUCGUGUCUGCUGACUCGACCGGCAUGAUUGAAUAUUGGCAACCAGGCGAGAGCUGUGAAAGGCCGGACAGUGUUUUCAAAAUGAAGUCAGCGACAAAUCUAUUCGACUUCAAAAAAGCGAAAUCUGCCCCCUGCUGUAUUACAAUAUCGCCUUCGGGCCACCAAUUUGCCACGAUAUCAUUCCCAGAUCGGAAGAUUCGAGUUUUCGACUUUGCCUCGGGCAAGCUCUAUCGGUCGUACGACGAAUCGCUCGACACCAUAACCUCGAUGCAGCAAGCCGGGACUGCGCUCCAGAAGCUCGACGAAGUUGAGUUUGGACGAAGGAUGGCAGUUGAGCGCGAACUUGACAACCCCACCAUCAGGUCAAGGAUCAACAUUGUUUUUGAUGAAUCAGGCCAUUUCAUCGCAUACGGUUCACUCCUAGGCAUCAAGGUGAUCAAUACCCUCACCAAUCGAGUGAUGAAAGCGUAUGGCAAGGAUGAACCGUUUCGAGCCCUGAACGUGGCCUUGUAUCAGGGAGCUCCUCAGAAGAAAGAGGUGGUGACGGUGUCGAUGGCUGCCAGUGCAAAUCCCCUGCUCCACGAAGCCGAGGCUAGAGACCCUAUGCUGUUUGCGACGGCAUAUGGCAAAAUACGAUUUUACAUGUUCACCAAUGACGAAGAGAUUAGCAAAUCGACCCGCGAUGUGCAAAAUGAGAAGCCCCGAGUUAUUUCGGCAAAGAAAAAGGAAGAAAAGCAGGCUCAGUCAGGCACGUCUGCCGUCCUGCAUACCAGCUAUGGCGAUAUCCAUAUCAGAUUGUUUCCGGACAAGGCUCCCAAAGCGGUGGAGAACUUUGUCACGCAUGCAAGGAACGGCUAUUACAACAACACAAUCUUCCACCGAGUAAUCCGAAAAUUCAUGAUCCAGGGUGGGGAUCCACUGGGCGAUGGCACGGGUGGCGAGAGCAUCUGGGGAAAAGAAUUCGAAGAUGAGUUUUCAGAUCUCAAGCACGACAAGCCAUAUACGGUGAGUAUGGCUAAUGCCGGGCCAAACACAAAUGGGUCACAGUUCUUCAUCACCACCGAGAAAACCCCUUGGUUGGACAAUAAGCACACCAUCUUUGGACGGGCAUACAAAGGGCUGGAUGUGAUCCAUCAGAUUGAAAACGCAAAGGUCCGAAAGGAGAAGCCAGAAGAAGACAUUAAGAUAGUUAAUAUCUCGAUCAGUUAG
Cladophialophora psammophila CBS 110553 is the source of this 1854-nucleotide messenger RNA. Its product is annotated as peptidylprolyl isomerase. The record is from RefSeq and is a predicted model, not a curated record. The transcript has a single exon. Gene Ontology annotation, molecular function: peptidyl-prolyl cis-trans isomerase activity; protein binding. Bases 1 to 1854 code for a protein of 617 amino acids. NCBI's taxonomy places the organism in Eukaryota, Fungi, Ascomycota, Eurotiomycetes, Chaetothyriales, Herpotrichiellaceae. Gene Ontology annotation, biological process: protein folding; protein peptidyl-prolyl isomerization.